Molecule: messenger RNA, 1284 nt
Organism: Mesorhabditis spiculigera
Lineage: Eukaryota; Metazoa; Nematoda; Chromadorea; Rhabditida; Rhabditidae
Source: the annotation of a GenBank genome assembly
AUGAGCCGACAAAAGUGGUGCUGCUGCUUGCCGCUUUCGUGGUCCGUCUACGCGUCAACGUUCAUCUGCUGGGUGACGCAGCUCGCGCUGUCGAUUCUAUUUAUUACACAGGGCUCCUACCCGAGCUACGGUACCAUCGGGGUUUGCUGCAUGUUCUUCAUCAUCGCCAUUGUUGGCAUUAUGCGUCAAAAUACGUGCAUGCUGCGUUUUUAUCAGAUUUAUACGACGUUGCUGCUCAUCGGCCUGAUCGGCAUCAUCGGCUGGAUGUGCUACAUCACUGUCCGGGGGGAUGACAAUGUUUUUUAUGAUAACUGCGUCGCUGAUAAGUACUAUGACAAUGGGUGCAAAGGAGACGCCCGGCGCAUCGCCAUCCUGGCCAUCAUCUUCGCGCUGGUCGGGCUGGCCGCGGUGAUGACGGCAUUAAGAAGUGUUCAUACUUAUAUUGACUAUAUUGUGAUGAAGCGGAUGGCACGUCCGGAUCCCUGUUGUCAAGCCCCGCCCCCAGCCCCACUUCCACAACCCGGAAUGAACGUCAAUGUGGUGGUUCAACCCCAGACCGGCGGCUAUCCGGUCAGCUAUGUUUACGCCGCCCAGCCGGGAGUACACUAUCAACAACAACCAACCGUCCCACCGGCCUACCAACCAGUCUAUCCGACGUAUCCGGCUCAGACUCCUGGUGGUAGGCGCUGCUCGAGUUGCUCCCGAUUUGAUCGCAAAACGCGCGACGCCUUCAGCCAGCCCGUUCAGAUCGUGCAGUUAUACGGCAUGACGGAGGCCGGACUACUAAUUUUCAUGACCCCACCCGACAACGAUAGGCUCGAUUCCGUGGGGCUACCCCUGCCAGGGGUGGAUCCGGAUGGCUGGUUUCCGAGCGGUGACCUUGCUCGAGUCGACGCCGAUGGUUUCGUCUCCAUUGUAGGCCGAACAAAGGAGAUGAUCAAAGUGCGUGGCUGGCAGGUGUCCCCCUACGAGCUCGAGGAGGCCAUAAAAACCAAUAUUUUUGGUGUUGAAGACGUGGCGAUCAUAGGUGUAGAAGUUGAAGAAGGACUGAGAAAAUCUGGAUGCACCACCGCAGCUACCGUACCCCAAUCGAUUGGCCAGCGCCCGUACGCCUUCGUGGUGGGACCCGAGUGUGAUCCGGAGGCUGUGAAGAGAUUUGUGGAAGAAAACUUCGUUUCCUACAAGCACCUUGCUGGGGUCGCGGUUGUUGACGAGCUGCCAAGGACGGCUUCCGGGAAGCUGUGCCGUCACAAAUUGCUAGAAUUUCCUCGUACACUAGACGAA